AUGUCGUCCUGGCUACAGAAGCAGCGCAAGGCCGAGCUUGUCGCCCUGGCCGAUGAGGCCGGCUUUACUGGAUACGAGAACAUGCUCAAAGAUGACCUCGUCGCCGGCCUCGAUGAGCACUUGAAGAAUAAUUCAACGCGCCUCGUCGGCAAGAGCUCCUUCGCCGAGUACUACGAGCGCAGCUCGUCGCCCGUGAAGAAGACACGCGCAAAUCUGGAAUCAGACAGCGAGCCUCGUGAGCCCCGCUCAACGCGCCCGCGUAGGCGCGUCACCAAGAUCAAGCAGGAGCAGAUCGAGUCGCAAGAUGAGGCAGAGGCUCAGGCCACUCCCGUGCAGACCAAGGCUCUCGCCACGCGUACUCCUCGAGCCGUUCAGCGCGUUGCUGCUCAGGUUCCGCUCCCGCCCUCUCCUGCUGUCGUCACCGACGCCAUUGAGCGUCAGACUGCCAUUGUCAAGACCAAGGUUGGAAAUGCCUGGACAAACUCGGGGGUCACCGACUGGGCCGAGUACAUUCGUGAGGUGCUGAGCUCGGUCGUCGGCGUCGAGGCUGCCGUCAUCCUGGUUGAGGCGUUUUACCUCCAGAAGAAAGUCAUGCCAUGGCUGUACUUCUUCGACAUUCCCGCUAUCAGCGCGCUGGGCACCAAUUCGUAUUCCGUGCAAAUCCCCGAGUUUUUCGCCCUCUUGACCAGCGCUUUCUGGAGCCCGUCUCUGCUUUGGGCCAACACCAGCUUGUUCAUUCCGCUUUUCUUCGCCUACUUCUUCAACAUUACCGUCAAGGCCAAGGCCAAUGGCAAUGGCCGCCCCGCAUCGAAGCCCGAGUACCAGGUCGAUCCCCUGACCUUUAACCUUGCCAAGGCUUUGGUGUCGUACAUGGUUUAUGCCCAAGGCGUUCGUUUCAGUGGUUUGGUUGCCGACGAGACGGUCUUCACCGUUUCGGAGGCUUUGCCUGGCGGCCAUAAUGGUGUCUUCAUCGGUGCAGGUAUUGGCGCUAUUGUCAGCAUCUACGAGGCUGUGCUCAAGAGAUAA
Lasiodiplodia theobromae is the source of this 1026-nucleotide messenger RNA. RefSeq names its product Cupin RmlC-type. The coding region runs from base 1 to 1026 and encodes 341 amino acids. The transcript is spliced from 3 exons. Lineage: Eukaryota; Fungi; Ascomycota; Dothideomycetes; Botryosphaeriales; Botryosphaeriaceae. Gene Ontology annotation, cellular component: membrane. The record is from RefSeq and is a predicted model, not a curated record.